Dimorphilus gyrociliatus is the source of this 2564-nucleotide messenger RNA. Lineage: Eukaryota; Metazoa; Annelida; Polychaeta; Dinophilidae. The record is from the annotation of a GenBank genome assembly.
GUAUUUAUAUUCCGCCAUUUUGUCGGGAAUUUUUUCGUAGCUGCUUGAGGAUCGAAUCGGCCUUGGUAAUUCGAAUAUAUUUGAUAUUUGUAGCCUUUCAUCGUGUACUAGCUUAGUUAAUGAUUAAUUUACGAUCUAGUAGGCAAAAUAUGGGUAACAAAAGGUAGAUAAUAUUAAUAACGCGAUGCAAGUUUCCGUACCACCUGUUGGGUUUUGUUGUAUUCCUCAACUACCCAGUUUAGAUCUUUACAAUCGCCUGAUAAAAGCCUAGUGUUUUCAUAUUUGGUAGAUAUAAAUUAUCAUUUAGAUUAAACAUUUUUAAUAGAGGUAAAAUUAAGACUAGUAAUUCUUUUUUGUUUUCCACGGAAACUAUGACGAUCGGUUAAGCCAAUAGAGCUUAUCCAGAAGAGUUUAAGAUAACGCCAAUAAUUGCUUCGUCACGUUAUAAACAUUUCUUCGUGGAAAUCAAUUUUUCCUAAUGUCAGAAAUUGGAUAUUGUAUAAUUCUCUACGAACUCUUGAUAAAAGAAGAGAUAAUGAAGUAACACGCCUAUGUACCGUUGAGUACACGGUGGUGAUUAUAUCCUUUGUUAAGACCGUCAUAAGCAGCUAUUUCUUAGUACUUUAUAUUUUGUUAUAUGAAACGUUUGAAUACGAGGAUUGAUCUUAAAAAAAAAAGUUCAUUUUUCCUAACUCAGAUAAUAUCUGGUUUUAGUUAACUCCGAUGUAUUUUAAAGACUUUAGUUUCAUUUCUUACCUUAGCAGGAAAUUAAUUACAUUACCUGCUUUGAAGCCCAAUAACCUUGAAAUCAUUUUUGAUGAAAGAACUGUUUCAAAUUUAUUCUAUAAGACAUCAAGUUUCCAAUUGUGACAAAUUGCAUGCCUCCUUUAAUAUAUAUAUGAUUAGUUUCAAAGUUACAACAUAAUUUUAGUAUUAUUGUUUUUUUUUCAGGUAAAAAAAUCAUGAGCGACAGUGAAGGAGAAAAAAACAAAGGAGUGAAGCGUGAACAUGAUGAGAGUGAUAAACACGAAGAUCGUGAGCAACCACAAAAGAAAAUGCGGAUAGGAGAAGGUUCCCAGAUUGAAUGUAGAAUUUUACUUCCAAGCAAGGUUGCCGGCGCUAUAAUCGGAAAAGGCGGAUCGGUUAUCAAAGGGUUGAGAGAAGAGUGUGGUUUAACUAGGAUACUCGUAAUAAGUGCCACUACGGGCUCUGUUUGUGAGUUAAUGUUGAAAAUCGUGCCAAUCAUCGAAGAAAACGAUGAAAGAGAGAUACGCUUACUUGUGCACCAGUCACAAGCUGGUUGCAUUAUUGGAAAAGCUGGAGCAAAAAUCAAGGAAUUGCGUGAGCAAACUGGGGCUAAUAUCAAAGUGUUUGGUAAAUGUUGCCCGGAUUCCACUGAAAGGGUGUGUGCUAUUGGUGGCUCUUCAGCAACUACUAUAGCUGAUGCUCUUGGUGUGAUCUUUGGGUUACUGCAAUCAUGCCCACCUAAAGGUUAUAGCAAUUUGUACGAACCAAAUAAUUGCGAUGAAUAUAUGAUACAAGAGUAUGGAGGCUUCUCAUCAAUGCAAGAUAGAGGAGGUCGAGGCGGUCGAGGUGGUAAAAACGAUAGACGAGGAGGUGGCAGAGACGGAGGUAGAAGAGGUGGGGGUUCAGCUCCUAACUCAUCUGGAGGUAGACGAGAUCGCAUGUCAGAUCGUGGAGGAAGACGAGAUACAGGGAGAAGAGGAAUGGCUCCAAGGGGGGGAUUUCGUGAAAACUUCCCGCCCGAGGGCAUGAGAGAUAACAGAAAUAAUAGGUACCCUGAGGGAGGACCUGGCUUUGGAGUUAGAGGUGGCGGAAUGUCAGAUACAAGAGAGUAUAGUGGAAUGGGCGGAAGGAUGGAUAUGAACAGAGGGGGAUAUGGAGGACGAGAUAAUGCUUUUGCUGCUGGCGGUGGCGGCGGAGGGGUUGGGAGUGGUGGAAACGGUGGUAUGACUGGAGGAGCUAGAGGAAGUUCCAAUUAUGGCGGAAGGGAUGAUGGCUUUGACAGCGGUAUAAUAGACCGAGGAAACUUUGGCGGCGAAUACGGCAGUAUGGGAGGUAGAGGAGAUUUUAGUGCAUCUAGAGAUACAUAUGACGACGACCAAAGAGGAUUUGGUGGAAGCAGCACCACUGGCACUGGAACAGGAGGAGGAAUGCGCAGCCAGAUGGGAAACAGAAUGGGUAGUAAUUCUGGAGCUUACAACAAAACUUUUGCUUCUGAUUCAAUGGGAGGAAUGGGCAAUCAAGGAGUGAUGUUUGGUGGAGGAACGAGUCACGUGCCUUCUUCAACUCAAGUUAGCAUUCCGAGAGAUUUGGCUGGAGCUGUAAUCGGAAAAGGUGGAUCUCGCAUUCGUCAAAUAAGAGAAGAAUCCGGUGCUUCAAUUAUUAUGAGUGAAGGACAAGGAAACGAAGACCGUAUUAUAACAAUUAACGGUUCACCAGAACAGAUACAAAAUGCCCAGUAUUUGCUCCAAAUGAGAGCUUCUGUGAAGCAUGGGUUUUGGUGGUGGUUUAAACCUGGUAGAGCGGGUGUGGAAGACUAG